AUGUCCUCCCCAUAUUCAAGGGACGCAUCUCGCUCCUAUUUGAUACCUCUUAUCCUUGGCUUCCUCUCCAUCCUCAUAACUAUCUCCAUUCUCACACUCACACGGCUCCUAACCAUUCUCGUCCGUCCCAGAGCCACUUCUCUUGGUCCUACACGUCCAACAACUUCCAGCAGACAUCCUACCCAUCUACUCAUUGUCCUGGGAAGUGGGGGCCAUACCGCCGAAAUGCUCAACAUGCUUCGCUGUGUACCACUCUUAUCUCUAAAGUUCACCUAUCGAACCUAUGUGGUGUCAUCCGGUGACGGAUUCUCUGCUCUUAAGGCAAGGGAGUUCGAGAUGGAGAUCGCUGGACAUCAAGCAGAUCCCGCGAAGACCCAGGAGGCAGGAGAGAUACUGCACACCAUUCGCGGAAGCUACGAUAUCGUGGCUGUUCGUCGAGCGCGUCGGGUCCACCAAAGCCUAUUCUCAACGCCUUGGACGGCAUCUUUGUGUGUGUGGGAUUGCAUCAGAGUGAUCAUGGACAGAAAUCCUCGUCGAACCGGACUUCCGCCACACCAAUCAUGUAAUAUCCAAAACCCUGGAUAUCCUGAUCUAAUCCUCACCAACGGUCCUGGGACAGGCGUCUGUGUGGUCUUGGCAUCCCUUAUUGUACUCUUCUUCGGCUUCAGUGGCCCUGCAUCGUCCACAUCCGGUGAGAAGUUCGAGGAAAAGCCAGACAGGCUAUCACGAUGGCAGCAGUCAGGCCAGAUGAGGACCAUUUUCAUCGAAUCGUGGGCACGGGUCAAGACUUUGAGCUUGAGCGGGAAAAUCUUGUUACCCUUCGUGGAUCGUUUUCUUGUCCAAUGGCCGGCUUUAGAGGGCAAAGGGGGUGGCAAAGCAGAAUUUGUGGGAGCUUUAGUUGCAUGA
Messenger RNA from Endocarpon pusillum Z07020, 906 nucleotides. RefSeq lists its product as uncharacterized. The transcript has a single exon. Gene Ontology annotation, cellular component: UDP-N-acetylglucosamine transferase complex. Gene Ontology annotation, biological process: dolichol-linked oligosaccharide biosynthetic process. NCBI's taxonomy places the organism in Eukaryota, Fungi, Ascomycota, Eurotiomycetes, Verrucariales, Verrucariaceae. The record is from RefSeq and is a predicted model, not a curated record. The coding region runs from base 1 to 906 and encodes 301 amino acids.